Colletotrichum graminicola M1.001 is the source of this 651-nucleotide messenger RNA. RefSeq lists its product as uncharacterized. The transcript has a single exon. Bases 1 to 651 code for a protein of 216 amino acids. The record is from RefSeq and is a predicted model, not a curated record. Lineage: Eukaryota; Fungi; Ascomycota; Sordariomycetes; Glomerellales; Glomerellaceae.
AUGCAUUUCUCUACUGUUUUCACCCUCAUUGCUGCCACCGCCAGUUUCACCGCGGCGGCUCCCUCUCACGACGUCAAGCGCGAUGAUACAGUCUGCGCUCCUGGUACUGGCUUCUUCCAGUCCUGUGCCAGUGGCUUCCGUGGUUGCUGCAAAUACGACGCCUGUACCAUCGGCUACUGCCCCUCUACUUCGGAGAAGCGUCAAGAUCCCACAUUCUGCGCCCCUGGCACCGGAUUCUUUCAGUCUUGCUCUAAUGGCUUCCGGGGUUGUUGCAAAGCUGACGCCUGCACUAUCGGCUACUGUCCUAGUUCCGGGGCUGAGACCGUCGAGCGUCAGGAUCCUACUGUUUGCGCUCCCGGAACUGGUUUCUUCCAAUCCUGCUCUAACGGUUUCCGUGGCUGCUGCAAGUCUGACGCCUGCACCAUCGGAUACUGCCCAGACGUCAAGGCAUUCGAGACUGUGAUCAAGGCCGCCCCCACACCCACCCUCACAACCGAAGUCAAGCCUAACAACAACAAUGGCAAUGCCGACCCUACCGUUUGCGCUCCCGGCACUGGUUUCUUUCAAUCUUGCUCCAACGGUUUCCGUGGUUGCUGCAAAUUUGAUGCCUGCACCACUGGCCACUGCCCUUCCAACCAGAUCUGGGUUUGA